AUGAGUGACCCGGAUAAAUCUUUGUUGGCUGAGGCUAAUACUGUUUCCCGUGAGGGUACACCUGUAAACACAUCCGCAAAUGAUGGUAACUUUUCUAGUUCUGUUGAUGUGUCAUUCAUUGGCUCACCACCGGAAUCGCCUCUGCUAGAUGUUGUUUUUGUCCAUGGCAUCCGUGGCGGGCCUUAUAAGUCUUGGCGCAUAGCUGAGGACAAAUCCUCAACUAAGUCUGGCCUGGUAGAGAAGAUUGAUCAGGAAGCAGGGAAGCUAGGAACAUUUUGGCCAGGUGAAUGGCUUUCAUCUGACUUCCCUCAAGCUCGCAUGUUUACUCUCAAGUACAAGGAAGUGAGCUCCAUGUUAUUGGAGAAGCUUGUUGCUGUAGGCGUUGGGAAUCGACCUGUGGUGUUUGUGACUCACAGCAUGGGAGACUUGGUUGUCAAGCAGAUGCUUUAUAAAGCUAAGGCAGAAAAUAUUGAUAGCCUUGUGAACAAGACCAUUGGAGUUGUGUUCUUUAGCUGCCCACAUUUUGGCAGCAAACUAGCAGAUAUGCCUUGGCGAAUGGGCCUCAUGUUUCACCCUGCCCCAACUAUAGGGGAGCUAAGAACUGGGUCUCCAAGACUAGAAGAGCUUAAUGACUUUCUUCGACACCUUCAUAAGAAAGGGUGCUUGAUGUUCUCAGUUUCUGUGAGACCAAGGUAACUCCAAUUGUUGAAGGUUAUGGAGGAUGGGCUUUCCGAUGGAAGUAGUACCAAUUGAAUCAGCGUAUCCCGGGUUUGGUGAACUUGGUGUAAGUAUGACUCUGAUAAACAUAUCUCACUUAAAACAAAGAAGAAAAUGGGGUCUCUUUCACCCAAAUUAUUAUGUUUUCAAAAGUCAGCCGACAUGAGUUUUAAGUUUCUUUGCACAUGUUUAGUGUUGGCUAUUUAACAUCCCCUUGCUCUAGUGGGAGUGUUUGUUGGAUACAAGUCCUCCAUUAGUGUUCGUGGCAUGCUGUACAUGCUCAUUGGUGCUUUACCACU
This is a messenger RNA of Corylus avellana, 1016 nucleotides long. NCBI's taxonomy places the organism in Eukaryota, Viridiplantae, Streptophyta, Magnoliopsida, Fagales, Betulaceae. The record is from RefSeq and is a predicted model, not a curated record.